CUCAAAGUCAAAUGAAGCAGAGCCAGUAGUACAGGACAUUGAUGAAUUUUAAUGUAUCCUUCAAAAUAACUUCAUAAUAAGUAAAUUAGCAAAAUCCAUCACAUAUUAAAAAAAAAACCUUAUUCUUAAGUUUCAGUAUAUGAUUCAAGAACAUCAACCAACAGUGAUGAACCAAUUAUCUCCAUUUGAAUAGAAUCCACCAAACUCAAUUUUUUUUCCCAGACAGAACAAAAUCUAAUAAGUCAUGGGUGCAAAACCUCAUGAACUCUCAUGUCUUGUCUUAGCUCUGUGCUUCUGUCUCUCCGUAUCGGCCGACGUUUUCCUCAGCAUCGAUUGCGGCUCGUCCGUCUCAUACAGAGACGCUAACCUCAUCGACUGGUCGGGUGACGAAAACUUCACACUAACUGGCGAAUCCCGUUCGGUUCCCUCCGCCAGCUGGCUCCCCCGAGCAGCAGCCACGCUUCGCGUUUUCACGUCCCGAGUCAAAAACUGCUACCAAAUCGACUCGUUCAAAAAGGGCCGCGUGCUCGUGCGCGCGGGGUUUUACUACGGGGACUACGACGGCAGAUCAUCUCCGCCGACUUUCGAACUCCAAUUCGACGGCAACCGUUGGGCGACAGUCGAGACUUCGGCCUCGGAGCUCGUUUAUUACGAGGUUGUUUAUGUUAUGAAGGGGGACUCCAUAAGCGUGUGCUUGGCUCAAACGAGUCCCGGGCAUUUCCCGUUUUUGUCUUCCCUCGAGUUUCGGAGUUUGGAGCCGUUUAUGUACGCGAUUGUAAACGAGACGAGGCCUUUGUUCCUGAGGAAGAGACUGGGGUUGACUUUGGUCGAAGCUAUGACUGAAAUCGAGGUUUUUAUGUUGAUGUAUCCGAAUGAUAUUUACGACCGAUUAUGGAGUCCGGAAGCAUCCACGGAAGCCAUGAUCCCGGUCUCGAGCACAGCCGUUUUCAACGGUCCGAUCAUAUUGUCGGAAUUACCCCCACCUGCAGUGCUAAAGCACGCAGUUACCGCAAUUAGUCCGAAUUCGAGCUUACAAAUAAACAUGGGAUUUCCACCGGUCGAGGUCCCGGUUUACAUCAACGCCUACUUUUCGGAAGUAUCCCGACUUCAGCUCAACGAGACACGGUCAAUGUCCGUUUUCAAAGAUAAUCUGCCCUUCUCGCAGCCGUUUUCUCCGCCUUACGCUAACUGCACGCAACUGUAUACUAAUAACAUUACAGCCUCAACAAAUACGACUUUUUCUAUAGUCCCGGCAAACGGUUCUACACUUGCUCCGCUUAUAAACGCCAUGGAAGUCUUUGUCGUGGGACCCGAGCUCACAGACGGUACCGACAGAAGAGAUGUGCAAGGCUUGGAAGCUCUACAAAAUGCGUUCGCCACGUUGGCAGAUUGGAGCGGGGAUCCGUGUCUUCCUGCACCAUACGCAUGGGAUUGGAUCGAUUGUAGCAGUGAUUCUAUGCCGCGAGUUACCGCUCUGCUACUCGGUAGCUUUGGCCUCUCGGGAAUGCUUCCGAAUUUUAGUUCCAUGGAUGCCCUUCGAACAAUUGAUUUUCACAAUAACAGCUUGCAAGGGCCUAUUCCUGAUUUUCUUGGCACAUUACCUAACCUCAGAACACUAAAUCUAGCAAAUAAUCGACUCAACGGUUCGAUACCAGCUUCCCUGUCUAACAGGAAUGGCCUUCAUCUAGUUGUGACCGGAAAUGCUGAGCUGUGUGCAUCAGGCGAAUUAUGCCCAGCUUCGUCUGAUAUGGCUGGCUCGCCGAAUAUUCCAGAUUUUCGGCAUUUUGUACGUGUAAUUAAGACUACACGUGUUCAAUGA
Messenger RNA from Striga asiatica, 1819 nucleotides. Lineage: Eukaryota; Viridiplantae; Streptophyta; Magnoliopsida; Lamiales; Orobanchaceae. The record is from the annotation of a GenBank genome assembly.